AUAUAUUCCCAUUAACGCUCUAGUUUCUCUCACAUCUUGUAUAUAUAUAAUUAUAUUUACAUUCACCAUCUUCAUAUAAUAAUUCUUCCGGUGAAACCAUUCUCAUUGUGAAAAAAUGGCAGCUUCUUCAACCAUUGUGUGUUUUGGGGAGAUGUUGAUCGAUUUCGUCCCCGACACCGCCGGGGUCUCCUUAGCCGAGUCUCAGGGAUUCCUCAAAGCCCCCGGUGGUGCACCCGCUAACGUUGCGUGUUCCAUCUCUAAGCUCGGUGGAUCGGCUGCCUUCAUUGGCAAGGUUGGGAAAGAUGAAUUUGGGUACAUGUUGGCUGACAUUCUAAAGAAGAACGGAGUGAAUGCCGAAGGGGUGUUGUUUGAUGAGCAUGCUAGGACGGCUUUAGCGUUCGUGACGCUAAAGAAAGAUGGCGAAAGGGAAUUUAUGUUUUAUAGGAACCCGAGCGCAGACAUGCUCCUAAAAGAGUCUGAGCUCAAGAUGGACUUGAUCAAAAAAGCCAAGAUCUUUCAUUAUGGCUCAAUCAGUCUCAUCACCGAGCCAUGUAGAUCUGCUCACAUGGCGGCCAUGAAGGCCGCCAAGCAGGCUGGGGUCUUGCUCUCAUACGACCCCAAUGUCCGCCUUCCUCUUUGGCCUUCAGCUGAGGCCGCUAGGCAAGGCAUCAAGAGCAUUUGGAACGAGGCGGAUUUCAUCAAGGUGAGUGAUGAUGAGGUGGAAUUCUUGACACAAAAGAGUCCGGAUAAUGAGGAAGCCAUCAAGUCUUUGUGGCAUGAUGGGUUGAAACUUUUGGUUGUUACUGAUGGCGAGAAGGGUUGUCGUUAUUAUACCAAGAGCUUUAAGGGAAAAGUGCCUGGUUACGCGGUCAAGGCCAUUGACACAACUGGAGCCGGAGACUCUUUUGUUGGCUCGUUAUUGGUUUCGAUGGCAAAAGACACUUCUAUUUUUACGGAUGAAGCGAAGUUGAAGCAGGCGCUAGCCUUUUCAAAUGCGUGUGGAGCAAUAUGCACGACAAAGAAAGGAGCCAUCCCAGCGCUACCAACCGUAUCUGAUGCGCAAGCUCUCAUGUCGGGUUCCAAAUAGAUGGUGAAUACAUCCAUGGGUCAUGUUUUGUUUUUGCGAGACUUUUGAAUGAUUUUGAAGCUAAUUGUUUUGAAAACAUGUUUGAAACUUAAUUGUUUUUGUUUGGAUGAUUCAAACCGUAAAAUAAGUAUAUCUUGAUUUGGAUUAAAGAUGUAUUUUGUGAGUUUGGAUGUAA
Helianthus annuus (common sunflower) is the source of this 1262-nucleotide messenger RNA. Its product is annotated as probable fructokinase-5. Bases 116 to 1087 code for a protein of 323 amino acids. Gene Ontology annotation, cellular component: cytosol. The record is from RefSeq and is a predicted model, not a curated record. Gene Ontology annotation, biological process: fructose metabolic process. Gene Ontology annotation, molecular function: fructokinase activity. The transcript has 5 exons. NCBI's taxonomy places the organism in Eukaryota, Viridiplantae, Streptophyta, Magnoliopsida, Asterales, Asteraceae.